GCUCUGUCAGACAUGCGCAAGAGCGUCAGCAGCAGCAGCAGCAGCAGCACCGACACCACCGCGGCGCUGCGUUUCCGCCUUGGCUGAGCGGCGCACACAGCCGAGAGGGGAGGGGAGGGAAGCCGAGGAGAAGGAGCGGAGCCACCGAGACGCAGUGGGGGCACACAGCACGGACUCCGAGCAAAUUGCACCGACGCACCAACAUCACGGCAGCAGCCCGUCUCCCCCCAAAUCCUACACGUCAAGAACCGAAACCUGUGCGGUGGCGCGCCAGAGCCCUUCCAGCAUGGAGACUGCGCUAAAAACCAAGCACUAAAAAUGUGAGAUUUACAAGAGGAGAGACAGAGAGAGAGAGCGCGCGCGUGUGUGUGCGUGUGUGCAUGAGAGAGAGAAAGUGGCUAUCCCCCUUUAUCUUGUGCGGGUGAUCUCAAUUCUGUGCUCUGCAGUCUGAAAAUGAAGAAGUUCAACAUCAGGAAGGUGCUGGACGGCUUGAAAGAGGUGUCCUCAUCCACCCCGUCUGUCCAAGUGGGGCCACAGGAGAACCAUCUGAUCCAGGAGACCCUCCAGUCCGAGCAUUUCCAGCUCUGCAAGACUGUCCGUCAUGGCUUCCCCUACCAGCCGUCGUCCAUGGCUUUCGACCCUGUGCAGAAGAUACUGGCCAUCGGUACCCAGAGUGGAGCUCUCAGAUUGUUUGGUCGUCCUGGCGUGGAGUGUUACUGUCAGCACGAGAGUGGAGCGGCCGUCAUCCAGCUACAGUUUCUCAUCAAUGAGGGAGCGCUGGUGAGUGCUCUGGCUGACGACAGUGUUCACCUGUGGAACCUGAGGCAGAAGAGACCAGCCAUCCUCCACUCCCUCAAGUUCAACAGAGAGAGAAUAACUUUCUGCCACCUGCCCUUCCAGAGUAAAUGGUUGUACAUCGGCACAGAACGAGGGAACAUCCACAUCGUCAACGUGGAGUCCUUUAUGCUCUCAGGCUACGUCAUCAUGUGGAACAAAGCCAUUGAACUGUCCUCCAAGGCUCACCCUGGACCAGUUGUCCACAUAAGCGACAACCCCAUGGAUGAGGGAAAGCUUAUAAUUGGAUUUGAGUCUGGGAUCGUGGUCCUGUGGGAUCUGAAAUCAAAGAAGGCUGACUAUCGCUACACUUACGAUGAGGCGAUCCACUCAGUUGCCUGGCAUCACGAGGGUAAGCAGUUCAUUUGCAGUCACUCAGAUGGAACUCUGACCAUAUGGAACAUCAGAGGCCAGGGCAAGCCCAUACAGACAAUCACCCCACACGGAAAACAGCCCAAGGACGGGAAGAAGCCAGAGCCUUGUAAACCCAUUCUCAAAGUGGAGUACAAAACCACUAGAAAUGGGGAGCCCUUCAUAAUUCUGUCUGGUGGUCUGUCCUACGACACGGUGGGCCGGCGGCCUUGCUUGACAGUAAUGCAUGGGAAGAGUACAGCUGUGCUGGAGAUGGACUAUCCUAUAGUAGACUUCCUCACACUCUGUGAGACACCAUACCCCAACGAUUUUCAGGAACCUUACGCUGUGGUGGUCCUUCUAGAAAAGGAUUUAGUGGUGAUCGACCUUGCACAAAACGGUUACCCCAUAUUCGAGAACCCCUAUCCUCUGACUAUCCACGAGUCUCCUGUGACCUGCUGCGAGUAUUUUGCCGACUGCCCUGUGGACCUCAUACCUGCACUUUACUCUGUUGGCUCGCGGCAGAAACGACAGGGCUACAGCAAAAAGGAAUGGCCUAUUAGCGGUGGAAACUGGGGUCAAGGCACACAGAGCUACCCAGAGAUCAUCAUCACUGGGCAUGCUGAUGGAACUGUGAAGUUCUGGGAUGCCUCUGCAAUAAUGCUCCAGGUGCUCUAUAAGCUCAAAACAGCCAAGGUGUUUGACAGAAACCGGUCCAAAGAGGACAAGGGCAGCACUGAGGUGUCAGACGAAGACCCCUUUGCCAUUCAGAUCAUGGCCUGGUGCCCCGAGAGCCGGAUGCUGUGUGUGGCCGGGGUGUCAGCCAACGUUAUCAUCUACCGCUUCAGCAAGCUGGAAGUAACUACUGAGGUGGUGCAGCUACUAGAGGUGCGAAUGCAGUACGAGCUGAACGACAUAGAGUCUCCAGACGGCGGGGGCGGAGGGGGAGAACAGACAUCGGCACUUCCCACCCCCGGUGCCUCCCCUCAGACGAGCGGUCCACCUUCACACCCCUCCACCAGCAGCAACAACUCUGACGGCGGCAACAUGCCCUGCCUCAAAGUGCGAAGUACUCCUCUGAAGCAGUCCGCAGGUUACCAGGUAGAUUUGGUGGUCCAGUUAGUGUGGGUGAGUGGAGAGCCCCCGCAGCAGAUCACAAGUCUGGCGCUCAAUUCCUCCUACGGCCUUGUGGUGUUUGGCAACAGUAACGGUCUGGCGGUGGUGGACUACAUCCAGAAGACGGUAGUGCUAAACCUGGGGACGGUCGAGCUUUAUGGCUCCAAUGACCCCUACCAGAGACAGCCUCGCUCGCCAAGAAAGACACGACAGCCUUCUGGAGGUCUGUGCGACAUCAACGAGGGCUCCGCCACAUCAGAGGACCGCUGCAAGUCCCCUACUUCAGUGUUGACGUCAAACAGCAAUCUACAGCAAUUCUACAAUGGAGGUGGUAGAGGAGUCCUCCUGUCUGUAUGCCCGCCGCGGGGUGCCAACCCAUUAGACCACCGGGACAAUUCCUUCAGCCGCUCGCGCUCCUCCAGCGUCACCAGCAUCGACAAGGAAGCACGAGAGGCCAUCAGCUCCUUCCACUUUUGCGAGACCUUCGCCCGAAAGGGGGACAGCAUUUUGACGCCCUGCCUGUAUGUGGGCACCACUCUGGGCACCGUGCUGGCUCUAGCUCUCACAUUGCCACCUGCUGGGGAGCAACGGCAACUGCAGCCAGUUAUCAUUUCACCCACUGGCAUGUUGGUGCGGCUGAAGGGCAGCGUCAUGCGGAUGGCUUUCCUGGACUCAUCAGGCGCCAUGUUGUCCCCUGCGUACGAGCCGUGGUUCGAACCCAACGUCACAGCAGACGGCGAAGAAAGAGAGAAGGUCCGCAAGCGCCGGCCCGUCUCAGUGUCCCCCUCCACCUCCCAGGACCUCAACGAGAACCAGUACGCCGUGGUGUGUUCAGAGAAACAGGCCAAAGUCAUCUCCCUCCCCUCCCACACCUGCAUCUACAAACACAGUAUCACAGAGACCUCCUUCAUCCUACGGGCCGACGUGGUGCAGAUGGGCCAAGGCGUGUGUGUGGCGUGUUUCUGCGCCAACGGCCACAUCAUGACCCUCAGUGUGCCCGGACUGAGACCGCUCAUGGAUGUAAACUACCUGCCUUUGACAGACAUGCGGAUAGCAAGGACGUUCUGCUUCACCAACCUGGGUCAGGCCAUGUAUCUGUGCUCCCCCACUGAGAUCCAGAGGAUCACUUACAGCCAGGACACCUGUGAAAACCUACAGGAGAUGCUGGGUGAACUUUUCACACCAGUGGAAACACCAGAGGCUCCCAACAGAGGGUUCUUCAAAGGCCUCUUUGGGGGAGGAGCACAGUCACUGGACAGAGAGGAGCUAUUCGGUGAGGUAUCAGCUGGAAAGGCAUCCCGAAGUCUGGCCCAGCACAUCCCAGGCCCCGGUGGCAUCGAGGGCAUGAAGGGGGCAGCCUCUGGUGUGGUCGGAGAUCUGGCUCGCGCCCGGAUAGCACUGGAUGAAAGAGGCCAGAAACUGGGCGAGCUGGAGGAGAGGACAGCUGCCAUGAUGGCCAGCGCGGAUUCCUUUUCCAAACACGCCCAUGAGAUGAUGCUGAAGUGCAAAGACAAAAAGUGGUACCAGUUCUGAUCAGUGACGGGGGAGGAGCAGAGCUCCACGGACACUACUGUCACCUUCCAUUGGAUCAUUUGGACUCACCGUGACCCCCCCACCCACCCACCCAUCCGUCUGUCCAUCCAUCCGUCCCUCCAAGCCUUCUUCACUGGGACACUUGGGAAUUCUUCCCUAGCACAAUGUUGAAUACUGUUCUUACCUCAGUCUUAGGGUGGAACUGAGGGGUAGACAGGGGAGAAGGACCGCCUCAGAGGGAGCAAAUAAACGGUGUCUUUUUUUUAUGUUUUUGUCUCUUUGUUUUAUCUCUGUUCGACUUCUCCUCCGAGGUCGCCGAUUGGCCCACGCACCUGGAGAUUCUUCAUUCUCAUUUGCCAAAAUGUCCGUCAAUGUUGUCUCCACUCUGAGCCCGUCGGGGCCGGUAUUCAAACCGACGAACAUAGCUGAAAAAAAGACAAAUACCUAAUGAAGAAACAGACUAUUAAAAAAAUUCUUAAAAUGUAAAAAGAAGGAAAAAGAAUCUAAAUACAUCAUUAUAUAUACAUAAAUCUAAUAAAUGUGCAACGCUGUAUCCACUUCCGAGUGACAAGUACAAAAGAAAGGGAUAACUCAUCGAGGAGAAGGCUGAAGAAGGCGGCGUUGGAGAGCCACAGGAAGUGGUGCGACAGUGACGCCUCCUCUAUGCAGAGAGUCAACGGGGAUUAAAGCAACUUAUUCUGAUGUACACUGGAUAUUUCGUCAUCUCGCUCAACCUCUAGACUCUCCUCUGUAUCUUACAGACUUUCAUAUCGUUACCAACAACGUGUGUGCGUGUGUUAAUUUCUAUUUUCUUGCCAUUCCUCUCUUUGUUAUUCGUUGGGUUUUUUGCUCUGUCUGUAUUAUUGGAAAAUCUCUUAUUUUUCUAUUGUUGUGAAAGUGGAUGAUAUUUGAUUUGUUGAAAAAAUACGUUUUGUGGCUUUUAUCUAACAACUCAAAUUAAUUUCUCCUUAUGAAAAGGGCUGGAAUCUAAAAAAAAAGGAGGGCAAGGAUACAAAAGGCAUAUAUCAUUUAGUACUCACUGAUGUGGCGACAUCAGAUUCAUCGACGCUGAAAUCUCAAAGCGAGUGUGUAUGAACCACAUGUUUAUCAUUUACCUGAGGAUUUCAUCUCUUGACCUAUCUGAUGUGAUGUAAACUGCCUCCCUCACCCUCUAAUGUCAUACGCUUCCACGGUUUGGCUCAGUCUGUGAGUGUGACUGUACAAAUGCUGAUGAGAUCAGUGUUAAAUACACCAAUAGUCUAGCCAGAUUUGGUUGAGUACACAUCAGUAUGAAGAUCACAUACACAUGAGUAGAAUCCCUAUUUGUGUGUAUUCAUAUAUAUGCAGGAUAAUAGAAAUACGGAUGUGUAAUCCUUUAAAGGCGUACAUUUAAAAACAUAUUUCAGGUUUCGCUGACAGUUGUCUGUAUGAGAACGUCGUCUGUGUGACUUCUUUGUUGAUAUUUAUUUAUUGAGGUGCAAGAGACGGUCCUGUUUGGUGUCAGAAACGUUCACCCUCAUUAUUAUCUCGUUUCUAUAUUCCAUAUUUGCGGUGAAGCUCAAAUGUGGUGUAUCUCUCUGUCUACCAGGCUUUUAACCUUUAUUUGUAUAUAAGUAAAUAGUUUGACAAUCUAAGACCAACUGGAAAGUAAAAAUGUCGAGGUUGCUCGAGCAACAGAAGAGGAGAGAGGCCAUAUUUUUUCUGACGCCAAAGAGUUGCUUUAGCUUUUCCAUUGCAUUGUCAUUUUAGCUCGCCACUCCAGCAGACGGGAUGCGGUAGUAUGUGUAAUAGAGUAUAACUUCACUAAUGGAGUGCAGACCCUGGAUCAGGUCCAUUUAGGGAAUAUUAUCACCUUCAUCACUGUUCAAGGUUCAAGAAAUGGGGCAAGUUGCAAUGGAGCUAUUUCUAAUAGUAUUGAAGUGGCGGACCUAGAACAUUCAGCACCCCAGGCAGGCUUCCCCUGGUGCCACCCCUCCAAAUUAAUAUUAUAAUUUAUAUCUGUGUAUUUAUUAUUGACGAAAACAAGAGCUAAUGAGAAAUUAACACAAAAAAUAUCUUAGCUAACAAACAAUAAUGAUAAGUAACAAUAAUAGAAUAUGUUAAAUUUGCAAAUUUGGUCAUCGGAUGGCUUUUGCCUUUUCAUUUUCUCUCAAUCUAAUGCUAUCCACACACACUACACUCAAGUGAAUGUUGGGGGAGGGGGGAGCUGCCUAUGUCACGUAUAGAAAGAUCCGCCACUGUGCUAUUGUUUCAUAAUAUGUCAUAAAGAGUAACAUUUGGACUAACGUGCAAAGCGGCCUAAUCCAGUGGUUCCCAACUGGUUCAACCACAGGGUCCAGAUUUCUCCUCAGUCAUUAGUUCAAGGUCCACACAGUUUGACACAUUAGCAUCAUACUUGAAUUCGGCCAUGUCUUCGAGCUAGUUUUCUCUCUCUUUUAAGUGGCUGUCCGUUAGUCACUCACUCUACAGCAUGAAAUGGCACUUAAGUGAUAUAAUAAUUUGUGGAUUUGGGGGGCCAGUGAGACUUCUUGAGCACUUGGCAGUAUGGCAUGGCACAUUAUCUUGCAGGAAUGGUGCAACCAACAUAACCAAGUCCUCAAGGCAUCAACCUGGCCUCCGAAUUCCCCAGAUCCCACUCCGAUCAAGUAUCUUUGGGACAUGCAGGUUCUUAAACUUGCAACCUACAGGAGACAAAGGUUACUUGCGCUUGGCCAUGUCGUCAAGCUAGUUUGCUGUCUUGGUCAAGUAGUUGUGCGUUUGUCACUCACUCUAUGGCAUGAAACUGCACUUCAAAAUAAAAGCUCUGUGAAAAUAAAGUAUGUUUUUUUACAAAUCAGACAUGUUUGCGAGACACUUGUGGGACACUCGACCCGUGACCCACUUUUGGACCAUGACCCACCAGUUGGGAACCACUGGGCUAAGUGAUAGUUGAUAAGGCUGUUUCCAUAAGACAAAUUCCUGAACCAUUCCUCUACAGCUCAGACACACAACAGUAUUUAUGGUAUUCAUCUGUGUGUGGUGUGUGUAUGUGAGAGUGUGUGUCAGGGUGUGCUCAUGUAAAUUAAGUGAUAUGAUUUAAGAUUUUUGUUUAAUAAUUGAUGUUGAUGUCUCAUCAGUCGGCAGUCUGUGUCCAGUUGAGUGUCUGUUACACUAAAGCCACCAGUUACAGUUAAACUAAGAUAAUAGGAUAACGAGCAUUAGAGGAUGACCUCUGAGUUUCGGGUUUAAUUUAAAAGGCGCAUGUUUUCUCUUUGCGCACAAGCUUCGACUCUCCUUCACUUCAGUUUUUGCCUUUCUCUCUUCCUCCAGCGAGUCUUCCACUGACUCUCCUGGUUCCACAGCUACAGAUAUGGCCUUCUCUGUGUUUAGUAAGCAUUGUAGUGUGGAUGUUGGUAGGUAGCUCUGUCUUUAACCCCCCAAGGUGAAGAAGAGGAAAAAAAAACACUUCAGGAAAAAUAGUUUUAGCUAGAGGUCAUCCCUGAAAACCUAUUCAAUGUCUUUCCUUCCAACCCAAUCGUUAUUUGUGUUUCUGUUUUUUUUUUCUUAUUAUUUUCAAUGUUACAUUUUUUUCUCAUCUUUGAUUGACUUGUUUCUCGUCCAUUCACCACAGUAUGCAGUAUUCUUACCCAAUACAAUCCACACACUCAAGCAACAUGAGGGAGUCCUGUCUAUCUGCCAUAUGCCAUCUUCUGUCCUGGAUUCAACAGUUAUCAGUGGGUUGCAGUAUUUUUCUCAUUGUAGCCAAUUUUCUUGUACAGUUUUAUGCAACUUUCACAUGGAUGUUUAUGACUUUAUCUGCUGCCACAAAAUUUAGAAAUUCUGUAGAUAGAGAUUACUGUGCAAUGGAAAAUAAAAGUGGAAAAUGUA
Epinephelus lanceolatus (giant grouper) is the source of this 7701-nucleotide messenger RNA. NCBI's taxonomy places the organism in Eukaryota, Metazoa, Chordata, Actinopteri, Perciformes, Serranidae. The record is from RefSeq and is a predicted model, not a curated record.